Molecule: messenger RNA, 348 nt
Organism: Anastrepha ludens (Mexican fruit fly)
Lineage: Eukaryota; Metazoa; Arthropoda; Insecta; Diptera; Tephritidae
Exons: 2
Coding region: 1-348 (115 amino acids)
Source: RefSeq, a predicted model, not a curated record
AUGCGCAACGUACUUUUGCAGUGUUGGCAAUGCGUUCAGAAAUGCAAAUAUGGCAGUACUGCAAAUGCAUCGCGUUCCAAAACGCCAUUUUUGUAUCAAACGUCACGCAUUAUUUGCAGGAAAAAUUUUAAUACUGCCGCUUAUUACGCUAAUAUGAUGUCUGAUGAGAACGAUUAUCUAAGUACAUCGGAAGUAAAGUUGCUUCUCAGAGUCCGACUGAGCAUGGAAAGUGAAUGUGCUUCAGGGAGGAGGAAAAAGAUCUUUUUGCAAAUCGUCAACAAAUCUAUCAAUUGCAUCACUUGUCACAUUGGCAGUGUUGCCAGCGCUGCAAUUACUGCGCAUUUAUAA